Messenger RNA from Argiope bruennichi, 775 nucleotides. RefSeq lists its product as uncharacterized. The coding region runs from base 41 to 655 and encodes 204 amino acids. The record is from RefSeq and is a predicted model, not a curated record. The transcript has 6 exons. Lineage: Eukaryota; Metazoa; Arthropoda; Arachnida; Araneae; Araneidae.
GAGGUUUUUCCCUCGCUAAUAGAAGUCGACUACACUAAAAAUGAUUCCUCUAAUUUGGUUCAUCUUGCUGUUAUUUGGAGUUGGACAAAUAAUUACAUCAAAGCAUUAUAAAAUUUCAGGACCACUUGUGGAAUCGCCAUGCAAAAGGAAUCCUGUUCCUUUCUGCAGCAAUGGGUAUGAGCAAUUUUUCAACAAUCUGCCCGACGAUGAUGAAUCUCUGAAUGAAGCAUGUCGAUUCUUUACUGAAUACUAUAGAUGCAUGAAAUCUUUUUCCAAAGAAUGCGAAAUAUCAGGGAGCCGAAAAACAUUGAAAUACUUACAAAAUCUCUACAGUUUGAUUGAAGAUAUGUGUUAUAAAGAUCACUAUAUGAAGCAAACGUACCUUAAUUAUGCGAUUUGCUAUAAGAUGGCAAUGCCUGGAGUUCGAUAUUGCCAGGAAAAAUUUGAUACAGAAUAUGACUCAUUCUUCUCGGGUGAGGAUAUAAAAUUGGAUGAUGCUAAUGUGACAGAAACUGUUUGCAACAAGCAUCUGGGAAAUGUAUUAUGCAUUGCAGAAGAGAUUCGCAAAAAAUGUGGUUCUGACGCCAAGAGUAUUUUCCAAGUGGUAGUUCGUCGUUCCAAAUAUUUGCAAAUCACGUGUCCUCUGAACGAAUAACACAUCUGAAAUUUUAACAUCGACUUUGUACUUUUAUGAAAAGUAUACAAUAUAACAGCAGGGAAUAUUUUAUAAGACUUGAUAUUCAAUAAUGUGUGUUGAAUAUUUAGCUAUUGUAUA